CAAACUUUUUACAUGAUUGUGUUGGUUUGCUGAAAUAAUAAACUCAUUGUGAAAAAUUUUUUGUUUAACAACAAUUGUGCUCUAAUAAUUGUUAGUAUCAAUAAUAUUAUAAUAUUAUUAUAAUAAAAAUAAGUUAUAUUUAUUGUUGAUAAACUAGUUUGUUUUUGGGUAUCAGCAAAGCAAAAUAUCCUGAUGGUAUACCAGCAAAUAAACCUGUAGCAACUCUAACAAAAAGUUUUUUUUCCAGGAAUAAGAAAAGCAGUUCUCUAACGAUGUCAAGAGUAGGAAUUUCUUCUGACUAUAGUGAAGAUGAUGCUGAUACACGAAGUAUAGGUCGUGGAAGAGGCUAUAAAUUAGGUAUAAAAGCUCGACGACUGAAUUCUUUCGGACAUAAAAACACAAGCCUUUGUGAAAGUUCUAUUGGGAGAAUUCAGUCGGAGAUUUUAAAACUCGGGCCCCCUCUACCAAUCAUUAGUAGCGUCGAACAAGUUUCGAAACCAGUAAAUUUACUAGCACAACGUUCGAUAACACCAUUAGCUGGUAAGAAAAAUUUGAGGGAUAUUGUCUCAGACGAUGAGAGCAGCGAGGACACAAUAUCCUAUACAGAGGAUGUUGCCAACACAACUUCCUCUAAUCCAUUUCCACCUCUCCCAGUCCAAAAUAGGGAUGUGCUUCAGGUCCUGUAUGAUAUGGACAAAAGAAAUACAACAGUACUCAGCAACUUGACUCAAGCUUUUCAAGCUUUGAGUCAAACUCAAGCGUUGGGUGGGCUAACAGAAUUGCCAGACGGUAUGCCAUUCACCACACAUCAGGAUUUUAUUCGAUUCGAAGGAAGUGAUGACAACACAGUAAAACAAUUGAUUCGCUAUUUAGUGAGAUUAGGUGGUUCACCCGACAAACCACGAGAUAUCAUGAGAUACUUUUGGGAGAAAUGUUUCAACUUGGAUGGAAACAUACUAUCAAAACUUAUCUGGAAAAAAAGAUCAGGAUUUGAAGAUUCAGUUAUUUUAAAACAAUCAAAAUUUCUUGCUGCUUGCCAAAGAGCACUUGGGACCAUCUGUAAAAAAACUAUUACAGAUAAAGAAAUGGAUGUUUUUGCCCAAGCUGCUCUGAAAACAGCAAAAGUAAAAAAAAGAAAAAACGUAGAAGAAGAAGAAGAAGAAGAAGAAAAUCCAAGAAAAAAAACUAAUAAUGAAAACAUCAAUAUUGUCAAGUGAAUUUUUGUUUUUAUAAUAUAUAAAUUAUAUAUAUAUAUACAUAUUUAUAUAAAUUUAAUUUAAAUUAUUAUUA
Molecule: messenger RNA, 1290 nt
Organism: Aphidius gifuensis
Lineage: Eukaryota; Metazoa; Arthropoda; Insecta; Hymenoptera; Braconidae
Exons: 9
Coding region: 273-1217 (314 amino acids)
Source: RefSeq, a predicted model, not a curated record